AUGUUCCUGCUCCAUGAGCUGGAUGCGCAGGUCAAGGUCCAGGCGCACCUGCUCAAGCGCAAUACAGAGGAGGCCAUUGUGCGCCAGCUGGGCAAGAUGUACUGCGACACGGUGGUGGGCGGCGUCGGGCUGGUCGUCUCCAUCCACGACCUCGUCACCGUGGCCGAGGGCAUGAUCCACCCGGGUGGCGGCGAGGUCUACUUUAACGUCGUCUUUCGGGCCCAUGUCUUCCGUGGUGUCCUCGGCGAGAUCAUGUACGGCGAGGUCAAGGCUGCUUCGCCGGCCGGCCUCCAGAUCGACCUCACCUUCUUCGACGCCGUCUUUGUCACGCCGGACCUGCUGCCGCAGCCGGCUGUGUGGAACGAGGAGUCCGAGACCUGGGCCUGGCACUACGCCGUGCCUGGCGCCGAUGAGCCGCAGGUCCUCGACAUCGCCGUCGGCGAGACGGUGACCUUUAAGAUCAUCGACGAGGCCUUCUUUGACAUCCACCGCGCCGAUGUCUCGGAUGACGCCCGCCCGCCGCAUGUCGACGAGCACGGCAAGGACGUGUCGGCAGCGACUGCCCACAAGCGUCCGUACUGCCUCCUUGUCUCACUCAACGGCAACGGGCUUGGGCUUGGCGAGUGGUGGUCGUGA
Molecule: messenger RNA, 636 nt
Organism: Thecamonas trahens ATCC 50062
Lineage: Eukaryota; Apusomonadida; Apusomonadidae
Product: RNA polymerase III subunit Rpc25
Exons: 1
Coding region: 1-636 (211 amino acids)
Biological process (GO): transcription initiation at RNA polymerase III promoter; DNA-templated transcription
Cellular component (GO): RNA polymerase III complex
Source: RefSeq, a predicted model, not a curated record